GCCUGCUUGGAAGGUGGGGCAGCACGUAACGUGGCUGCACAAGCCUCGUGGGGCUUGGCCUGCGAAGCCGAGGGUGCUCGGCACACGCUGAAGCGUGCCGUUUGCCCUACUCCCAUUCUCUCUCUCGUCCUCUCUGAACUUCAAUAUGGCUUCUUUCCCUUUCGCACCGCUUUUCCGCAAUUCGUCUUAGCACUUGAACGAAACAUCGAUCGUUCAAUCGAUUAAUCUUUCAAUUUUUUUCAGAAAAAUCUCAACCUUUUUUCUCCCUUUUCCGUUCUUUAACAGUUUGCUCUGAGGUUUCAUUGAUUCAUAACUGAGAGCUGAGCAUGGUAUCAGAAUCUCCCAACUUUAUGAGCAGUGUUGCUGCAAAGCCUGUUAAUGGGUCUGUGCCCGGCAAAAAGAUUCGAGUCAAAGUUCCGAAGAAAAUACACAAGGCUGAACGAGAGAAGCUGAAACGUGACCAUUUGAAUGAGGUCUUCUCUGAGCUUAGCCACGCGCUCGAUCCAGCUCGUCAGAACAAUGGGAAGGCCACCAUCCUAUGUGAUGCUGCAAAAUUAUUACGGGACCUCAUCACACAAGUUGAAUCCCUCAAGAAGGAAAAUCUCGCUCUGCAAAAUGAAUCUCAUUAUGUCACAGUUGAGAAGAAUGAACUGGAAGACGAUAAUGCUGCGCUUCAAGGCGACAUCAACCGGCUUCAGAACAAGAUUCAAGAGAGCAUGCGGCAUGAACCGCCCUCGCCGCUAUCGGAACCCAACUGCUCGGCUUUGCCGCAGCAGCAGAGUUCGUCGGUUGCUCCGGUCUUCGUCGUUCCUUUGAGCCAAGAUCUUCAGCAGGCUCUGGCUGAUGUUACGGGGCCGUCGUCUUCGCCAAAGCCUUCUUCUCAGAUCAGCAGGCCUCAUGCAAGGUAUCCAACUCCAGAUUCUUGGUCGCUGGAAUUCUUAUCCAGAAGCCUUCAAGCUUCAGGUGCUGCUUCUAAUGGCUGGCUUGGAGUGGAUAAAUCUUAGUUUGAUUAGCAAUUGUGGAAUAACUAUUUUGGUGGGGAUUUAGUAAAAAUAUCUUUUGUCUGAAUGAGUUUAUUGUCUGGUUUAUGAAGAUUUAUAUUUUAUAUAUAUAUAUAUAUAUAUAAAUAAUAGAGCUGUGUUAAUAUGUAUGUAGAGAUUAGGCUCUAUUUAUUGUUGUGAUGUAUAAAGUGGAGUUUUCACUCAUAUAAGAAACAUGCUAUGUGAUUGAUGUUA
Messenger RNA from Phalaenopsis equestris, 1235 nucleotides. Its product is annotated as transcription factor bHLH47-like. Gene Ontology annotation, molecular function: protein dimerization activity. The transcript is spliced from 5 exons. Bases 327 to 1004 code for a protein of 225 amino acids. NCBI's taxonomy places the organism in Eukaryota, Viridiplantae, Streptophyta, Magnoliopsida, Asparagales, Orchidaceae. The record is from RefSeq and is a predicted model, not a curated record.